AUGAGUGAUUGGGAGGAAGACGCCGAAAUUGAAGUUCAAAUCGCCAUUCCCAAAAAGAACAAAUGGGAUGAUGAAGACGUUGAAGACGACGUCAAGGACUCUUGGGAAGACUUGGACGAAGAAAAGAAAGAAGAACCCAAGAAAGUAACAGCCCCUGUAAAGAAAAAGGUCCCAUUAAAACAAAAGAUUGCUGAAAAGCAAGCUAAAGAAGAGCAAAAGAAGAAGGAGUUGGAAGCUAAAAAAUUAGCAGAAGAAGAGGAGGCUGAAGAAGACGACUAUGCCCGCAAGCAACGUAUGCGUCAGUUGGAAUUAGAGGCUGAUAUGAUGAGUGCUACUGAAUUAUUCUCGGGUGUUUCGAUCGAGGAUAUGAAAGGAAAGCCUAUUGAGGAAUGGAAGCCAAAGAAUCGUGUUGAGUUAGAUACUUUCCGUAAACGCGUUGUAGAGAUUAUUUCUGCUAAUUCUAAAUCCAUCAACUAUGGCUGGAUGAUUGAUGAAUUACUACAUGACAUCGCUGUUCCUUUGAAAGAUACUGAAGUUAGAAAAGUGGCUACCACUUUAACCAAUAUUGCUAAUGAAAAACAAAAGCAAGCAAAGGAAGCUACCAAGAAAGGAAAGGGUAAGGCUAAACCACAGUUGGUUGCUGCUGGAAAGAGUGGUGCUGUAGAUGAUACUUAUAAUGACUAUGACGAUGAUUAUGAUGACUUUAUGUAA
Molecule: messenger RNA, 711 nt
Organism: Rhizopus microsporus ATCC 52813
Lineage: Eukaryota; Fungi; Mucoromycota; Mucoromycetes; Mucorales; Rhizopodaceae
Product: translation initiation factor eIF3 subunit
Exons: 4
Coding region: 1-711 (236 amino acids)
Cellular component (GO): cytoplasm; eukaryotic translation initiation factor 3 complex
Molecular function (GO): translation initiation factor activity
Source: RefSeq, a predicted model, not a curated record